AUGGGCACUACCACCACCAAACCAGCCUGGUACCAAACCAGCGUCACGGCAAUCGACCCUGCCGCGCGGUCCAUGCUGGAGAAUUACAGCGGGCUCAAACCCGAAGAGGUCAUUUCCCAUGUCUUAGCCCUGAGAGAUGAAGCCUUUCGAAUCUUCCCCUACCCCUGCAUCGGCCAAAUGCGCUUCCUGAGCUGUCACCUCUCCCGCCUGCCAUUCUACCAGCACGUGCUUGCCCGUCUGCGCGUAUCCCCUGCCAACGGUUUCCUCGACGCAGGCUGCUGUGUCGGCCAGGAGCUUCGGCAUUUGGUCUACACAGCCUCUAUUCCCGGAUCCCAAUUAUAUGGGUUCGAUCUAGAAGCUGGGUUCUUCGAGCUCGGCUAUAAGCUCUUCCGCGACAAUGCGGAGGCCUUCCCCGCUACCUUCGUGGGCGCAGAUCUAGGUGUGUCAGAUGAGGAUUGGGAGAAGGCGGAGAUCGUGGGUAAGAUGAAGGGUAAGAUAGAUGUGGUUUGGGCGGGCUCGUUGUUGCACUUUUGGGAUUAUGAGGGGCAGCUACGCGGCGUGGAAAGGUUGAUUGGGUUGACGAGGGGAGAGCCCGGCUCGAUCGUCUGUGGACGGCAGAUGGGGAGUACAGUGGCCGGGGUGUAUGAUUUGAAUGGGUUGACGGAUAAGACGAUGUUGCAUUAUAGACAUAAUGUGGAGAGUUUGGUGGAGUUUUGGAAGGAGGUGGGUGUGAGGACGGGGAGUAAGUGGGAGGUGCAGGCGGAGUUGGAGAUCGGGGAAACGACAACUAAUAUGCGGGAUAAGGCGAAGUUUAUGGAUGAUAAUACCAGGGUCAUUUGGUGGUGUGCUACCAGGGUGGAGUGA
This is a messenger RNA of Aspergillus pseudonomiae, 864 nucleotides long. RefSeq names its product class I SAM-dependent methyltransferase. The transcript is spliced from 2 exons. The record is from RefSeq and is a predicted model, not a curated record. The coding region runs from base 1 to 864 and encodes 287 amino acids. NCBI's taxonomy places the organism in Eukaryota, Fungi, Ascomycota, Eurotiomycetes, Eurotiales, Aspergillaceae.